This is a messenger RNA of Malania oleifera, 3056 nucleotides long. RefSeq names its product probable leucine-rich repeat receptor-like protein kinase At1g35710. NCBI's taxonomy places the organism in Eukaryota, Viridiplantae, Streptophyta, Magnoliopsida, Santalales, Ximeniaceae. Gene Ontology annotation, biological process: hormone-mediated signaling pathway; protein phosphorylation. Gene Ontology annotation, cellular component: plasma membrane. The record is from RefSeq and is a predicted model, not a curated record. The transcript has 3 exons. Bases 304 to 2637 code for a protein of 777 amino acids. Gene Ontology annotation, molecular function: protein binding; ATP binding; protein kinase activity.
GAGGUUGCUUCACAAUUGUGAGCUGUGAUAUCCGCCUCCAAAUUGAUGCAAGCUUUUUCCACAAAAAUUUCAAAACGAAAUAGUGAUACCCAAAUAAGAUUUCUAUGCUUUUCUAAUUUUCAAAACUCAAUUGAUCAGGUCUAAUAUGCAAGUCACGAUAGUUCCAAUAGUGGAAGUAGGUCGUUCCACUCCCUUCUUCACUUUCCCAGCCAGAGGCCGAACUUAUAAAGUCUCUACCUAGCAAUUAACAUGCUGUAAAUGUAAUCCAAUCCCAUUUUUUCAAACUAAACAACUUGACCAUAUAUGGCUUCCUCAAAAUCCAUUUCCCUAAUGGUAGCAGCAGCAGCAGUUGCAGUGUAUUGGACUGCUUCGGUUUUUUCAUCUGUUAUGUCAUUGCAGGCAGUAUCAACACAAUUAGAAGGUGAGGCUCUGCUUAAGAGUGGAUGGUGGAGUGAGUACAAGAGCAACAGCUCUCUGGAUCAUUGCCAAUGGGCUGGUGUAACCUGUGAUGGUGCCAGAAGGGUCGCUAAAAUUUCUCUGUCUUCUACCCGCAUAGGGGGAGAUUUCAAGAAAUUCAACUUCUCUUGCUUCCCAAACCUUGAACAUCUCCAUCUUAGUGGUGUUGGAAUCAAUGGGCGCAUCCCAAACCAGAUCGGUGCUCUAUCAAAAGUCACCUACCUCAACUUGUCCGGGAAUCGUCUAACUGGUGAACUACCUCCUUCAUUGGCUAACCUCACACAACUAGUGGAGCUGGACCUUUCUUACAAUUAUCAUAUUGGUUCCAUCCCCUCCUCUAUUGGAUAUUUCAAGAGUUUGAUUACUCUUAAUGCGAGUAAUAACAACCUCAUUGGUCCUAUUCCAUCAUCUUUAGGUCAUUUAACCAAUUUGAAGUCCCUAGACCUUUCUUUUAAUGACAUCAAUGGUCCAAUACCGUCAUCUUUGGGUCGUUUAACUCGUCUAACGUCUCUUUCUCUUUCUUAUAAUGGUAUCAAUGACUCCAUCCCUCCAGAAAUAGGAAAUAUGGAGAAUUUGGAAGCUCUGGACCUAAGUAGUAACAGGCUGACUGGUAGCAUACCGCAUGAGCUUACAAAAUUAUUUGGACUUAAGUUCCUUGAUCUCUCUAAAAAUAAGUUGAGUGGACCUAUCCCGAAUGAUCUUUGGAAAUGCUCCAACUUGACGUACUUCUUGUUAUGUUGCAAUGAUUUGAAUGGAAGCAUUCCUCCUCGAAUUUUCAGCCUUAAUAGUAUUUCUUUCAUUGACCUCAGUCGUAACUCCAUUGUUGGAGAGAUACCUUCUCAACUAGGCAAAUUGAAAAAUUUGUCGUUGAGACUGUCCUGCAAUCAUAUAUCUGGUACCAUUCCUCUUUCUCUCGCCUACCUACGUGAUUUAGAUGUCUCAUACAAUGAUCUGGAGGGUAAAAUACCAGAGGAUCUUUUGUUCAGAUUUUCACCUGCAGCAUUUGAAGGCAACAGAGGCUUAUGCAGUGAGAAGACAGGUUUACCUCCUUGCUCCACAAAUGAAAAUAGAGUCACACGCUAUAUUUCUAUUUUUAUUCCCAUUGCUAUGUUCCUUGCUUUUAUAAUUCUCGGAUACCUGUUAUUCUCUCAAUGUAAGGGUAGGAAUGCCCAAUGGGAAACAAGAGACUCAAAGAAUGGAGAUCUAUUCUCGGUAUGGAAUUUUGACGGAAAGAUUGCUUACAGGGACAUAAUUGAAGCAACGGAGGAUUUUGACAUUAGAUAUUGCAUUGGUACUGGAGGUUAUGGCAGUGUUUAUAAAGCAAAAUUGCCUAGUGGGAAAGUAAUUGCUUUGAAGAAAUUCCACCAUUUUGAAGCUGAGGAACCAACUUUUGACAGAAGUUUUAGGAAUGAGGUUUGCAUGUUGACAAAGAUACGGCAUCGGAACAUUGUUCAGCUUCAUGGAUUUUGUUUGCAUAGACAAUGCAUGUUUCUAAUUUAUGAGUACAUGGAAAAUGGGAGCUUAUUUUGCACUCUUAGGGAUGAUGUUCAAGCUGUGGAACUAGAUUGGAGUAAGAGGGUGGACAUUGUAAAAGGCAUGGCACAUGCUAUAUCUUACAUGCAUCAUGAUUGCACGCCAGCAAUUGUUCACCGAGAUAUAUCGAGCAACAACAUUCUUUUGAACUCAAAACUUAAGGCCUUUGUCUCAGAUUUUGGCACAGCUAAACUUCUAGAUCCAGAUUCAUCCAAUCAAACAGUAAUUGCUGGCACUUAUGGCUACGUUGCUCCAGAACUUGCCUACACCAUGGUUGUGACAGAAAAAUGUGAUGUAUAUAGCUUUGGAGUGGUCGCACUUGAAAUAAUUAUGGGAAAGCAUCCUGGAGAACUCCUCUCCUCAUUAUUAUCGUCAUCUGCUCAGAAUAUUAUGCUGAAUGAUGUCUUAGACCCACGCCCCUCGCCUCCAACAGAUAUUCUUGUGGCAUCUGAGAUUGUUUUGGUUGGAAUGUUAGCAUUUGCUUGUUUGCAUGCCAACCCGAGAUGUCGACCAACAAUGAAGCAUAUUUCUCAGGAAUUUCUCUCUCACAGAAUUCCACUAGCCAAACCAUUCCAUGAGAUUUCUGUUUUGCAGCUUAGGGGGUAUGAGAUGCACUUGGCAAGUACUGAAAAUGAAAAUCAAUCGUAAAUCUUGAAUGUUUCAGAUAUGGCUGUUUGAAGAUUGUUGCCCAUGCAAUUGAAUUCUCAGUGACACUUUUUGAUUUGCUGUUGGAUAGCUGAGAUUAGUAUCUGCAAUACAGAAUCUAAAGAAUCUGGCAUGUCUAUUUCUCACUCUUUCCAUUCUGUCCAAAUUGUCCGUUUCUUACAUAUGAUUAUAUGAUUUAAUAACCAUUUUUGAGUUGUUCAGAAACCAUGCAUGUUCAGAGAUUGAAAGCUCUACAAACACAUACCAGAGAUUGAAAAGCUUCCCAAAUUUGUAUUAGUGGAAUUAUGAACUACUUUUAUACAAUUUUCAACUGGGACUAUCACUAUAUAGUUGAAGGAGAAUAAAUUCAGGUCCAUAUAUGAUAAUGAAUGGAAAAACCUGAAUUCUCAGUUGAUGAAUCA